Molecule: messenger RNA, 2129 nt
Organism: Chanos chanos (milkfish)
Lineage: Eukaryota; Metazoa; Chordata; Actinopteri; Gonorynchiformes; Chanidae
Gene: wipi1
Product: WD repeat domain, phosphoinositide interacting 1
Exons: 13
Coding region: 246-1661 (471 amino acids)
Molecular function (GO): protein binding
Source: RefSeq, a predicted model, not a curated record
UCAUCUUAAUGUUUUCUUCAUGGUCUACAGUCUGAAGUGGUGAAACAUAUACAGCAUCUCCUCAAAAACUGUUAACGUUUGGCACUUCGCAAUUUUUGAUGUGAAGAUAAAAUACCACUAAUUGCGCUUGAAUACCAAUUCCUUUCCUCGGUGGAUUUAGUCGCAACGAUCUUUCAAAGAGGUCCAACCGAUCCCAGGCCUCCGAUCCAGGGCGGAAGGGGGAAAGGAGGUCGUUGGGAGUCGGGAUGGAGACUGGAGAGGGAGCCGACGUUCCUGGUGGGCCAUUACUGUGCUGCGCCUCCUUCAACCAGGACUCCACGUCUUUGGCCGUCGGCACUAAAACUGGAUAUAAGCUGUUUUCGGUGACCUCAGUGGACAAACUGGACUGCAUCCAUGACAGUGCGGAGAAUCCAGACGUGUACAUUGUGGAGCGACUCUUCUCCAGCAGUCUGGUGGUGGUGGUAGGACAGGCCAUGCCGCGGCGGAUGAAUGUCUAUCAUUUUAAGAAGGGGACGGAAAUCUGCAACUACAGCUACUCCAACACCAUCCUGGCCGUGCGGCUCAACCGCCAGAGGCUGGUCGUGUGUCUGGAGGAGUCUAUUUACAUCCACAACAUAAAAGACAUGAAACUUCUGAAGACGCUUCUCAACACACCCCCUAACCCUGCAGGGCUUUGUGCUCUUUCCAUUAACCAUUCCAACUCUUACCUGGCAUACCCUGGCAACGCCACCAUCGGAGAGAUUAUUGUCUAUGACGCGAACAAUCUGAGCACUGUGACUAUGAUUCCAGCCCAUGACAGUCCUCUGGCUGCCAUCACUUUCAAUGCCUCAGGCACCAAACUGGCCAGCGCUUCAGAGAGGGGUACUGUAAUCCGAGUGUUCUCCAUUCCAGAGGGCCUGCGUCUGUUUGAAUUCCGCAGAGGCAUGAAGAGAUAUGUCACCAUCAGCUCUCUGUCGUUCAGUCCUGAUGCCCAGUUCCUGUGCGCUUCCAGCAACACAGAGACCGUUCACAUUUUCAAACUGGAGCAUCACGGCCCGAGUGGUGAGGAGGAGUCUCCUACCUGGUCGGCAUAUGUUGGGAAGAUGUUCUCUGCAGCGAGCAGUUACCUCCCAGCCCAGGUGUCAGGCAUGAUGAACCAGGACCGAGCCUUCGCCACUGUCCGCCUUCAGACGGCCGGGCAGAAACACGUCUGUGCCCUCGCUACAAUCCAGAAACUUCCGCGGCUGCUGGUGGCCUCAUCUGACGGACAUCUGUUCAUUUACAAUGUUGACCCUCAGGAGGGGGGUGAAUGCACCCUCGUGCACAGUCACAGGCUCUUCGGCACGGACGAGCAGAGGCAGGAGGUGGACGGCUCAGACGGUAUGACGGUACCACCCCCAUGCCAGUCUUACGCUGCCACUGUUGCCAUGCCAGUCUCUGGACCUGUCACAGCAACUCUUACAGGUUACUCGGAGGAUGGAGGAGCCAAAAAGGGGGAGGUUAUCCCUGAGCACGAGUUUGCUGCGGGACCAGUGUGUCUGGACGACGAGACGGAGUUCCCUCCCAUAAAUUGGUGUCGCGCUGGAUCUGGGAGCGGCAGGGCCCGACGUCUCAGAGAGGGUAAUGGACAGGCGGAGGUUUCGGCUGCAGCAGGACCAGGACCCCAGACUAAAUCAAACUAAUUUUCAGGGUGCUAAAUUAUUUCACAAGAGUUGAAAUGCAAAACUUUUCACUUCAAAGAGUCAGGGAUUGGGUUGUUGUCCCUCCGAUGCCUGACGGGUGUGUUAUAUGAGCGUGUGUGUGUGGGGUGCAUGACUGAACUAUAACCACAUUUAUAAUAUUAACUUGAAAAAUGUUUUAAUUCAUUAAUUUGUAUUAGUGUAGCAUAUUGUUAUUUCAAUCCUAACAUCCUUGUAUUUUAACCAUAAUGAUAAGGCAUUAUUAUUAUUGUUAUUAUUGUUUUUUUUAUUAUUAUUAUUAUGUGUAUUUGUUGUAUUGACAAUUAAGACAUGUUUACAUGUUGUCGGUCAGAGUAAGGGCAGCAUUCUGUUUGUAUGUGCCUAUGACUUUAUUUGCUAAGUAUUUUGCAGAUUGCACAAGACCAAAAGGAAAAAAAAAAUCCUUAGAGAAUAGGAAUGAAAUUAUGCAAA